Molecule: messenger RNA, 918 nt
Organism: Megalops cyprinoides (Indo-Pacific tarpon)
Lineage: Eukaryota; Metazoa; Chordata; Actinopteri; Elopiformes; Megalopidae
Exons: 3
Coding region: 28-918 (296 amino acids)
Biological process (GO): BMP signaling pathway; SMAD protein signal transduction
Cellular component (GO): extracellular region
Molecular function (GO): cytokine activity; growth factor activity
Source: RefSeq, a predicted model, not a curated record
AGGGACCUGGGCAAGGCCAUCCUGGAGAUGCUGCACAUCAACAAGCUGUCGGCGCCCCACCGGACCAAGCCGCACCCCUACAUGAAGCAGGUGUACCUGUUCCUGGACUCGCAGGAGGCGCGGGACCUGGCCGGCUCUGAUGGGACGCUGGUGCAGAGCUUCAGGAGCAUCCAGGGCUGGAAGUAUGGAACGCCGGGAUGGAUCUGGUUCAACGUGUCACUGCUGAAGCCCUCCAUGGCCAUCGCUGAGCUGGUGCUCCUGCGUAAGACCCUGCACCCGGAGCCGCUGAGCGUGAGCGUGGCCGUGCACAGCAUCUUCCCCCAGGCCGGGAACCUGACCGUCAGCGAGCCCCUGGAGGAGAAGCUGCUGACCCUGGACAAGCUGCCGCCGUCCGGCUACGACGUCUUCAACGUGUCGUCGGUGCUGACGCGGCGGGCCGACGGCGGGGCGGUGGGGUUCCAGCUGCGCUACACGGACGAGAGCGGGAGCCUGGUGCUGCACGAGGCCCUGACACAGAGCCUGUACUGCCUCAACUCCAGCUCCCCGAGCGAGCCGCUGCUGGUGGUGUACCAGGUGGAGCUGAGCCGCCUCCACACCGCGCCCCGCGGCCCAGAGCGCAGGCAGCGGCAGCACUGCAGCACCGGCCGCAAGAGGCACCUGCCCCCGGCGCCUCCGGCCCCCCGAGAGUCUCAGUGCAGGCUCCACCAGCGCUACAUCAACUUCCACACGGGAUACCUGGCCGACUGGAUACUGGAGCCGGCGGGGUUCAAUUCCAGCUUCUGCAGGACUGACUGUUUCCCGCAAGAAAGAUCCUCGCUGACAGUUAUGUACAGGAGUGACACAGAUGACAUCAUCAUCGAGAAGCUCAAAAACAUGAGGGUGGAGAGCUGUUUGUGCCGACAAAAUGAUCCACAGUGA